Messenger RNA from Daucus carota subsp. sativus, 5519 nucleotides. RefSeq names its product protein HUA2-LIKE 2. NCBI's taxonomy places the organism in Eukaryota, Viridiplantae, Streptophyta, Magnoliopsida, Apiales, Apiaceae. The coding region runs from base 323 to 5254 and encodes 1643 amino acids. Gene Ontology annotation, biological process: response to oxidative stress. The record is from RefSeq and is a predicted model, not a curated record. The transcript is spliced from 16 exons. Gene Ontology annotation, molecular function: glutathione peroxidase activity.
ACCCACCAGCCAAACCCAAUUCAUAUCUGUUCUCUCUUCACACAACACAAACACUCUCUCCAUAUCACCUAUCCUCCAUCUAUUUAUAUCAAAAUUAGGGUUUUUACACCUCUUUUCACUUAUAAAAAUUAGGCCUUUUUUCAAAUCUAUGUCAUGUAGAAUCUUUUAAUUCUGUUGUUUAUUGAUUUGAUCUUUUGAUUAUUGAUGAAUUGUCGCAUCGGUGGGAUUAGAGUCGUUGCGAUUCGAUUGCGCUGGCGGUUUCGAUAUCGAAAAGGCCGUUGUAUAUGUGUAUGAGUUUAGUUUGAGUUGAUUGAUUGUUGUGAUGGCGCCGAGUCGGAGAAAAGGUGCCAGUAAGGCGGCUAUGGCCUCCGCUGCUCGGAAGCAGUGGAAGGUCGGCGAUCUUGUUCUUGCUAAGGUUAAGGGGUUUCCGGCUUGGCCGGCUAAGGUGAGUGAACCAGACAAGUGGGGGCAUCAAGUGGACUGGAAGAAAGUAUUUGUGUAUUUUUUUGGCACUCAACAAAUCGCAUUCUGUAAUCCAGCUGAUGUUGAAGCCUUUACGGAAGAAAAGAAAGCAAAUCUUUUAGGAAAGCGUCAUGGUAAAGGUGCUGAUUUUGUUCGCGCAGUACGGGAGAUUAUUGACAGCUUUGAGAAGUUAAAAAACGAGGACCAAAAUGCGAAUAUACUUUCAGCUAAUGAUACCAUCAUGGGAAAUGGUAGCAAUUCUGUAGAACCUUUGGCUGAUUCUGGUGUGAAGGAUGAGGCUCCCAAAGCAAUAAAGGGGACAUUACAUGAAAGUACAGAUUCUACAACUGCCAAAUGUGAUGAUGAUUUUCAAGUUGGAGGGUCUGCAGCUGGAGCAACACAAGACCCUUUCCAUAGUGAGGAGGCUUUGUUUGAGGAUCCUACAGGUGACACCAAUGUUAAAGAAACCUCUCUGCCAACAACAUAUUCUAGGAAAAAAAAUGGAGUUGCACAAGCACGUAACUUUGUCACAGAGAGAAGAGUCCCGUCUGCUCGAAGGUCACGAAGUUCAACCCGGGUAGAUUCGCGCAAACUUCAGAACUUUAUAUUGCCAUCUAGCAAUGCAAGAAAAGAUGUAGGGAUUGUAGAGAGGUAUGGAUUGCGGGACGCGUCAUGCAGAAGGAGCAAGCGGAUCAGGAAGUCACCAGAUGUUUGUGAUGUUAAUGAUGUGGAUUCACCUGUUUCUGUUUCAAGUGGUACCCCUAAAGAAAAAGAUUCGGAAACUGGUACAGUUGACUCUGACACUUUCAGUGUCAAUGAGGGAAGCACUGUGGAGUCUGGCUUUGGACUGAUGCAAACAGAGUCUGUUGUCGAAUGUUCCCUGGGAGAUACCCAAACAAAUCAAAGACUUGACUUCCAUUCCAGUGCUGUAAUUGUUAAGAAAAAAAGAAAGCCAAGUAGAAAACGAGUAAACAGUGGGACUAGUGAACAUAUUGGUAGACUAGAGAAGGAGCCAGAAUCAGAGAUUGAAGAGCAUAGAUCUAGUCAGAGUUUGCCAAGUGAUAAUAAAAACGUGAACGAGAAGUACAUUAGUGAAGAUGGAGAUGAGCAUCUGCCAUUACUCAAAAGAGCCAGGGUUAGAAUGGGUAGACUAUCAUCUGAAGUGGAGCAACCAGAUACCUUCAUCCAGCCAGAGGAGAAAUCUUCUGAAGUUUCAGAUGGUCGGAUGGUGCGGCUGAAUGCAUCUUUAAACUCUGAGGAAGAUAGUCCUGUUGAAAGAAACCCAUCUGUUGGUAUGCUGGAGUUGGAUAAUGUAUCAACAAUUAACAAGUUUCCUGUGAAUACGCCAGCACCUUGGGAAGUUAAGAAAUUGCAUUGCAGUUCAGUAGACGGCGAAGCUGCUUUACCUCCAUCAAAGCGCAUUCACCGUGCAUUAGAAGCGAUGUCGGCUAAUGUCGCUGAAGAUGUUGAAGCAACUUUUGAGGCACCAUCAUCCAUGAAAACAGUCAUGAAUGCGUCUUGUUUUUCACCCAUGAGGGAUUGCUCCAACAUAUCUCCUGGUAAUAAAUCAGAGGGUGAAACUGUAUUGCGUAAUGUAAAUUUUUCUGGCAAAACUGCUUCUCAAGGUACAAUCUUGGGGUGCCCUGAUAAUACAAUUCCCUCCAGAGCUGACGGGGGUCCUGCAUCUAAUGUUGAAGUGGUAGAUUGUGAUAUUCUUCCAAAUAACAAUAGCGCAGAACCUGUACCUUGUGGUACUGGACUUCCUGUACAGGCUGUUGACCGUUCUGAUCGUGAGGAUCCUGGUGAUUCAUCCUUGAGUAAAACUCUUCCUGAAUCGGCGGUGAUGCCUCGAAGGCCAACACCUUUGAGAGCUAGCUUGGACGACGAAGUGAUAAGCAGCAAAGGCAAACAAGAGAAUUUCCUGCAGCCUUCUGUUGGUAACAGCCAGAUUGAGAAUUGUGAGCUGAAAAACCAAUUUGAAGAGGGUGAUCAUGCUAGGCUAGAUACAACGAACUCAGAUACUGUUUUAUCCAACCCUGAGAUUAUGAAUUGUUUGACACGUGAUGAUUCAGAUUUGUCACUACGCAAUUUACAAAAUGAAUGCCAGACUACCAAUUUGUUGAAGCUGGAUAUCAGUAGAGAUAACGAGGACACAGAAAUGAUUUUGGUGAAAGAAAAAUCGACAUCGAAAGAUAUAAAAGGAAUCACAUCUCCAUCUACAGAGGCCAGGACUACUUCCAUACAGGAUCUUCCACAACUGCUUCAGUCUAGUUCUCAUUCUGAAGAUCAUUCAAGUCACAGAGAGGUCGCGGGUAUGUGCUCAUCUAUGUCUCUGACUGGUGGGUUAGUCUCCACUUCACGAGCACCCCCACCCCCACAUAAUACUUCUGCUUGCAACAUGCCUGCGUCAGAUAACAGUUCACUUCUUAGAAAUGAUGGCUGCUGCAGUCUCGAUGUACCCUUGCGGCAUGAGAAAGUAAUACAUGCUGGAAAACAAAAUGGUAAAGUAGAAGCCAAUGCUGCUCUUACAUCAUUUGAAGACUAUCUUGGAUUGCUGACAAGGACAAAAGAUAGCAUUGGUCGAGCGACACGAAUUGCUAUCGAAUGUGGUAAACUUGGUGUUGCUUCGAAGGUGGUGGAGUUACUUGCUCGGCGUCUGGAAAAGGAACCUAGUCUACCCAAAAGAGUAGACUUGUUUUUCCUUGUGGAUUCUAUUACGCAGUGCUGUCGAGGCCUGAAGGGUGAGGUUGGUGGCGUGUAUCCUUCAAAAGUUCAAGCACAGCUACCACGUCUAUUAUUAGCUGCUGCUCCUCCUGGAAGUAACGGUCGGGAAAACCGCAGACAAUGCUUAAAGGUAUUGAAACUUUGGCAGGAAAGAAGAGUCCUUCCAGAAUCCGUUAUCCGCCGCCAUAUCCGUGAUCUUGAUUCUGCCAAUAAUCCUCCUGCCGCUGAUCCUCAUUGUCGCCGUGUCGAAAGAAACGAGCGGGCUUUUGAUGAUCCCCUCAGAGAAGUUGAGGGCAUGGUGGAUGAAUAUGGAAGCAAUUCAAGUUUUCAGCUUCCUGGUUUUCGGAUGCCUCCUAUGCUGAAAGAUGAAGAUGAAGGAUGUGAUUCUGAUGGGGAGAGUUUUGAGGCUGUUACUCCUGAACAUAAUUCCAGUAGCCCUGGAGGACAGAUCCAGAUAGCUGCUUGUGAGAAGCGUAGUCACAUAUUGGAAGCUGUUGAUGGUGAACUUGAAAUGGAAGAUGUUGCUCCCUCUUGUGAAGCUGAGCCUGGUGGCACCAGCAAUGGUCGAGUUCGCAGUGCAGAGGUUAUAAAUGGCCGAAUCGAACAGAACUUUCCUGCUGUUAUCCUCCCUCCAAAUCCCAAGACUCUACCAACCUCCUCUCCUCCUCUGCCGAUGUCGCCCCCACCAUCUCCACCUCCUCCACCUCCGCCCCUGCCACCUCCACCGCCACCUCCAUUGUCUACAUUGCCUAAUCCAGUUACCAACAUUCCUGAUUCAAAGCUUUAUGCAAAUGAAGAUAAACAACAGUUCACUGCUCUACGUCCAGUUGCACCGAGAAUUGACCCAAUAAUUUCAGAAGCAUCUUCCUAUCAUGCUCAUGAAAAUGGAAAUUGUAGUAUGUCGGUGCAGAUACCUGAUACUGCCAGCACCGACUCUUUUGGUAGUUUGCCUCUCCCUCAUUUACCUAAUCAGCCACCCAAUAGUGUUCCACAAGUAAAUGGUGCUGUCUCUCACAGCAAGGCAUUUCAUUUAAGACCACGGGUGCCUGAAUCUGCUAAUACCCCUUUUGGUGGCGCGCCUGUGUCUCACCCACCAACUCAGUCUGUGAAUAGUGGCGCACAGUUAGAUGGUGCUGUAUCUCAGAAGGCAUUUCAUUUAAGGCCACCUCAUCCUGCACCAUCAAAUCAAUUUUCAUAUGUGCAUGCAGAUCAGCGAACACAGAGGAGGGAGUUUCCCCACCAAUCCUAUCCCACCAGGUCCCAUUUCGCGCACAAUACAGAUAGAGGGAACUUUUACAGUGACCGUGAUAGAUUUGAUGCAGCCCCACAUGAUGCUGGUGAUAACUGGAGACAUUCAGAGCCUUCUUUUUCUGGUCCAAACUAUCGAGAUAAUGGUAGGCAUUCAUAUGCACAUGGUCCUUAUGGCGGACCAUUGCGUGAGCCUGCUCCAAAUCAUAGCUGGGCUUUCCCUCCCCGGCCUAUGCAUCACAGAGAAGUUAUGCAUCGUAGACCGUCCCUGGAUGGUCCUAUCCCGGUGGCAAGUAGAGUCUUCUUGAUGGGUGCUACUUCUUCGGUUUCUGAAAAAUCUGUUCAUGAAUUUACAGUUAAGGAUUGCAAGAACAAAGAUGUGGACCUGAGCAUCUACAAAGGAAAAGUGCUGCUCAUUGUCAAUGUUGCUUCAAAAUGCGGGUUCACAAAUGCAAAUUAUACCGAGUUGACUGAACUUUACAACAGAUUAAAGGGUCAAGAUUUUGAGAUCUUGGCCUUCCCAUGUAAUCAAUUCUUGCACCAAGAACCGGGAACGAGUGAGGAUACACAAAACUUUGUUUGCGAAAGAUUUAGGGCAGAGUACCCUGUAUUUCAAAAGGUACGUGUGAAUGGGCAAACUGCAGCACCCCUGUACAAAUUUUUGAAAGCUAAUAGUAAAUCUCCAUAUUUUGGGCAUAGCAUUAAGUGGAAUUUCACCAAGUUUCUUGUGAACAAAAAUGGAGAAGUUAUACAACGAUAUGGCACAACUACCUUACCUUUAGCAAUCGAGGAAGACAUCAAGAAAGCAUUGGAGGAUUAGUGUGAGAAACGUUUAAGAAGUUGUAUGGCGAGUUCAUUCCGCGUGGACAUACUGAAGAUAUAGGAAGGUGGGAUGGCAUUGUGAUAUAUCAAGUCAAGUGUUUUUUAGGUACUCCUUUUUUGUUAGUGAUCUUGCACAUGUAAAUGAUUUAAAAACUUCCUGGCAUCCAAGCAAAUGCCUGUACUAUAUGAGUUGUUCCUUCAAAUCUGUUUAAAACGUGAAAGAUUUUGGUCAUAUCAGAAUGUUUUGUUGUCCCUUUGAUUAA